UAGGCUUGCCGGUGGGAACAAUUGUUAGAUUACCGAUAUACCAUAUUAAGGGUAUAUGGAAUUACUUAGCGUUGACAAUUAUCUACUUAGUCGAAAGAACAGAUAAUCCGAUUAUUCGAUCAAAUUUAAGAGAUCUAGAUCCACAG
Dentiscutata erythropus is the source of this 146-nucleotide messenger RNA. The record is from the annotation of a GenBank genome assembly. Lineage: Eukaryota; Fungi; Glomeromycota; Glomeromycetes; Diversisporales; Gigasporaceae.